Messenger RNA from Myxocyprinus asiaticus (Chinese sucker), 2035 nucleotides. RefSeq names its product DDB1- and CUL4-associated factor 15-like. The record is from RefSeq and is a predicted model, not a curated record. Gene Ontology annotation, cellular component: Cul4-RING E3 ubiquitin ligase complex. The transcript is spliced from 13 exons. NCBI's taxonomy places the organism in Eukaryota, Metazoa, Chordata, Actinopteri, Cypriniformes, Catostomidae. Gene Ontology annotation, biological process: protein ubiquitination. The coding region runs from base 35 to 1942 and encodes 635 amino acids.
GAGGGCAAAUCGAAGGAGUCGGCAAAAGUCCAAUAUGGCGCCCAGCUCAAAAUCUGAGAAAGAUGACAACAAACAAAAACAACAGAGAAAACACAAAGAUCACCUUAUCAAACUUCUCACGCGUGGACGGCUGAAUGGACAGCUCUCUCAGCGGUUCUUCCGGAAACUUCCUCCUCGUGUGUGUGUCCCUCUGAAAACCAUCGUCAGUGAGGAGUUCCUCAGAGCAGGGCACAUCUUCCUGGGCUUCACUAAGUGUGGUCGUUAUGUGCUGUCUUACACAAGUGACUGUGGAGAAGAUGACGAUUUCUCCUUCUACACGUAUCACCUGUACUGGUGGGAGUUUAACCUGCACAGCCGCCUCAAACAGGUGCAUCAUGUGCGAUUGUUUGCAGGUGAGGAUAUUUACAGUGAUCUCUAUUUGACUGUGUGUGAGUGGCACAAUGAUCAUUCCAAGCUGGUCGUCUUUGGCUUUAACACGCGUAGCUCCAGUUCAGCCCUGAUGAACAUGAUGAUGAGCGACGAGAACAACAGGGACAUUUACAUUACCAUCACCUCAAUGCCUCCAGCACAACCCUGCAAACAGUGCUGCCCCACCUCCUCUGUAUCUACCAUACGCACAGGAGGGGAGUGUCUGCAGCACGGUUAUGUUCUGAAUGCUCGCUAUCAGGUGGUUUAUCCGUUCCCAACGUUCCAGCCCGCACUGCAGCUGAAGAAAGACCAGGUGAUUCUACUGAACACCAGCUACUCUCUGGUGGCCUGUGCCAUCUCACUCUGUCCAGGAAAUGGGCAACAGGACGGUCAGAAUAAUCAGAUUCUGUACAGAAAGAGAGAAGUCCCUUCUUCUUCCUCCUGUUCUUCUACUCCUGCUGGACCUACCUCUCCAUCUUCAUCCUCAUCGUCAUCAGCCUCGUCUCAGGGGUCACCUGACUUCAGGCAUAUAAAGCCUCAUGUCUCUUCGUACUCUCCCGGCCAAUCACAGGCCGCUGUGCGAGCCAGAGAGUUUGCGGCUGAUAUUUUCCGCCGAGCUCAGGCCGGAGCAAGAGAUGGAGACGCUUAUGGACAAAAGAGAGAUCAUGACAGGUGCAAAGUCAAAGAGAAAGAAGAGGAAGACCGAGAUGUGGAGGUCCCCGGACCCUCUACCUCCUCUUCAGGACAGAAACAAAGUUUAGCUCCGCCUACAGAGGCGAAGGAAAGCGCAACGUGUAAAGCAGUCAUGUCUCCGGGGUCCACGUCCUCUGUGUCCUCUCAGUCUCCUAAUGCUCAUGAGUCUUCAACAUCAUCUUCCUCUCCAUCCGAGCCAGCUUAUGUCAACUACACCACUCUGAGAUACAGACUACAGCAGCCCGGAGCGUCAGAACAGACAAAUGGAGAGGAAGAUGAUAAAGUUCAGCUUCCGUUCACUGUGACCGAUCUAAAGGGGCGAAAUUUACAGCUGGUGACCGGACAAUACAGUGGUCAGUGUGUGUGUGUCGAGCAGCUGACGCUGGAUUUUGAGUAUCUGAUUAAUGAGGUCAUCAGGAAUGAUGCUGAUUGGGGCUCUCAGUUCUGCUCCUUCAGUGAUUAUGAUGUCGUCAUCCUCGAGGUUUGUCCAGAGACUAACAUAGUGGUGAUAAACAUUGGACUUUUACUGCUGGCCUUCUCUAACUGUGAGGAUGAACACUGCAGACCCAAGUCCUAUCACUCCAGUUUGCAGGUCAGUUGGGAUUUAAACACAGGAGCGUGUCGCACAGUUGGUGUGGGUGACCUCACCGAGGUCAAAGGUCAAACAAGUGGAAGUGUGUGGAGCUCUUACAGGAAGUCAUGUGUGAACACUGUCAUGAGGUGGCUCGUCCCAGAGAGCAGCUCACGCUACAUCAAUCGCAUGACCAAUGAAGCUUUGCACAAAGGUUCAUCUCUUCAGGUGUUAGCUGACAAUGACAGAGGCACGUGGAUUGUUCUUUAAGAGAGACGUCACACACACACACUAACUGCCCCAUCAAUGCUGCUGUGCUCUGGGACACACAGUGUCAGGACUAAAGAUAUGAUCAAACAGCCU